Molecule: messenger RNA, 1020 nt
Organism: Rattus norvegicus (Norway rat)
Lineage: Eukaryota; Metazoa; Chordata; Mammalia; Rodentia; Muridae
Gene: Sox12
Product: SRY-box transcription factor 12
Exons: 1
Coding region: 1-945 (314 amino acids)
Biological process (GO): central nervous system development
Cellular component (GO): nucleus
Molecular function (GO): DNA-binding transcription factor activity, RNA polymerase II-specific; DNA binding; DNA-binding transcription activator activity, RNA polymerase II-specific
Source: RefSeq, marked validated
AUGGUGCAGCAGCGGGGCGCGCGGGCCAAGCGGGACGGCGGGCCGCCGCCCCCGGGGCCCGGGCCGGCCGCCGAGGGGGCGCGCGAGCCAGGCUGGUGCAAGACCCCGAGCGGCCACAUCAAGCGGCCGAUGAACGCGUUCAUGGUGUGGUCUCAGCACGAGCGGCGAAAGAUCAUGGACCAGUGGCCCGACAUGCACAACGCUGAGAUCUCCAAGCGCCUGGGCCGCCGCUGGCAGCUGCUGCAGGACUCGGAGAAGAUUCCGUUCGUGCGGGAGGCGGAGCGGCUGCGCCUCAAGCACAUGGCGGACUACCCGGACUACAAGUACCGGCCUCGCAAGAAGAGCAAGGGGGCGCCCGCCAAGGCGCGGCCCCGCCCCCCCGGAGGCGGCGGUGGUGGCAGUCGGCUGAAACCCGGGCCACAGCUGCCGGGCCGCGGGGGCCGCCGAGCGACGGGAGGACCUCUGGGGGGCGGCGCGGCGGCGCCGGAGGACGACGACGAAGACGAAGAGGAGGAGCUGCUGGAAGUACGCCUGCUGGAGACCCCCGGGCGCGAGCUGUGGAGGAUGGUCCCGGCGGGGCGCGCCGCCCGCGGACCCGCGGAGCGCGCGCAGGGGCCAUCCAGCGAGGGGGCGGCCGCUAGCGCCGCCUCUCCGACCCUGUCGGAGGACGAGGAGCCGGAGGAAGAGGAGGAGGAGGCGGCUACAGCAGAGGAGGGCGAAGAGGAGACGGUGGCAUCGGGGGAGGAGCCGCUGGGCUUUCUGUCCAGGAUGCCCCCGGGCCCCACCGGCCUGGACUGCAGUGCCCUGGACCGCGACCCAGACCUGCUGCCCCCUUCGGGCACGUCACAUUUCGAAUUCCCGGACUACUGCACCCCUGAGGUUACCGAGAUGAUCGCAGGGGACUGGCGCCCGUCUAGUAUCGCCGACCUGGUUUUCACCUACUGAGCCCACCGUCAGCGGGGCGCGCACGCCCCCAAACCAGCUGUUUACAUACAGGAAUCAGGUAUUGGGGCCCCUCGG